CGCGCUCACUUCCUACUCCAUCUGCUCCCGCCAUCGCAGUAUCGCACCAAUCUCAAAGCACACCACCAUGGCGCGACGUCGCAUCCUACCCCUCCUCCUCGUCCUCCUCCUCACCGUCGCCGUGGCAACGUCGUCGGCGUCCGCCUACGGCGCCGAUGAUGGCGUGACCGUGAUGAGGCGCGUUCUGGACACCGCCGCGCCUGCACCGGCCCCGGGCCCCGCCCCCGGCGGCGCCAUGGCGAACACGACGACGAGCGGGUACAUCAGCUACGACGCCCUGUUCGCGGACCGCGUGCCGUGCUCGCUGCGCGGCGCGUCGUACUACAACUGCCAUCCCGGCGCGGAGGCCAACCCCUACACGCGCGGCUGCUCCGCCAUCACGCAGUGCCGCGGCUAGCUAGCUUAAUUAGCUAGGCCGCCGCACUGCCGGCGAGAUCGUCUCGUCGCGCCAUCCUUUUCUUCUCUCCUGCAGUCAAUUGUUCUUUCUGUUGGAUCUGAUUUGGUGAUUGAUUCAUGAUUUAUCGGUGUAAUGUUGUAUACUUGUCAAAUUGUUGGAAAGAUAUAUAUAUAUAUAUAUAUAUAUAUAUAUAUAUAUAUAUAUAUAUAUAUAUAUAUCUUAAUUAAGACACUCCUAAUUCAAAUUGUGAGUGAUGUUAAUUUGUGCGCAUCAGCGCAGUUAACAGAGAGUGAAUGUGAAGUUGGUGCCAGUAUUUGAAUAAUGGAUCAAAAAUGCUAGUAAUUAAUACUUCCAGGCGGUCAUAAUCCAGCUUUGUUCUAACAUUUACGGUUUAACCUGGUUUAA
Molecule: messenger RNA, 802 nt
Organism: Oryza sativa Japonica Group (Japanese rice)
Lineage: Eukaryota; Viridiplantae; Streptophyta; Magnoliopsida; Poales; Poaceae
Biological process (GO): calcium-mediated signaling
Cellular component (GO): plasmodesma
Source: RefSeq, a predicted model, not a curated record